GAAAAUUCACAGUCCUGAAGCUUAUCAGGCUGUGCAGCUAAAUUUGGGGUUGCGCUUUGAAUCUUGCCUGCUGUCACCAUGAGCUGUGGCACCAAAUCUUCGAGCAGUACCAUGAGAAUUAGCAGUGGAGGUGGUGGUGGUGGUGGUGGAAGAUGCAGUGGUGGAGGUGGUGGAGGGGGUAGGUCUGGUGGAUACUCCUCCAUGUCCUCACGAAGAUACACCUCCUCUGGAGGCAGCGGGGGCUUUUCUGGGAGAAGCUUUGGUGGAGGAGGCUCCAGGAGCAGCUAUGGAGGGGGCUUUAGCAGCGGCAGCUGCGGGAGGAUUAGCCGCAGUAGCUACGGUGGGAGAAUGAGUGGUGGUAGUUACGGAGGAGGAAUGAGCUGUGGCAGCAUGGGAGGAGGAUUCGGAUCAGGAGGAGGYGGAUUUGGGGCAAUGGGAGGUGGUUAUGGAGGUGGUGGAUACGGUGGAGGUGGAUUCAGUGGCUUUGGGGGUAGCGGUGGCUUUGGUGGUGGUGGUGGCAGCUAUGGUGGGGGCAGUUUUGGAGGGAUGGGCUUUGGAGAGGAUUCUGGCUUGCUGUCCACAAAUGAGAAGUUGACCAUGCAGAACCUUAACGAUCGCCUGGCUUCGUACAUGGAUAAAGUGCGACGCUUGGAGGAAGAAAAUGCCCAACUUGAGCAUCUGAUCAGGGAGUGGUACAAAAAUCAAGCUCCCUCUCAGAGCAAGGAUUACAGCCAAUACUACAGGACAAUUGAAGAGCUGCAAAACCAGAUUGUUGGGGCAAAUGUGGACCUUAACAGGAUGCUUCUUGACAUGGACAAYACCAGAAUGACUGUGGAUGACUUCAGACUGAAGUAUGAGACCGAAUAUACUCUCCACCAGAGUGUGGCAAGUGAUAUCAAUGGAUUACGCCCACUUUUGGAUCAACUGACUCUGUCCAGAUCUGACUUGGAGACACAGUUUGAAUCCCUGAAAGAGGAACUCAUCUUCCUGAAGAAGAACCACGAAGAGGAAAUGAGAGGACUGCAAGGCCAGUCUGGUGGRGAUGUCAGUGUGGAGGUCAAUGCUACUCCUGGCAUUAACUUAAUGGAAAAAUUGAAUGAAAUGAGGUGCGAGUAUGAGAGACUCAUCGAGAACAACCGGAAGGAGGUGGAAAGCUGGUAUGAAACCAAGAUGGAAGAAGUUAAUCAACAAGUCCACACAAGCGGCCARGAGAUCCAAUCAAGCAACCAACAGAUCUCUGAGCUGAGACGUGAAUAUCAGAGCCUGGAAAUCGAGCUGCAGUCACAGAUCAGCAUGAUAGACUCUCUGCAAUCCAACCUGGAAGACACGGAACGUCGCUACAACAUGCAGCUGCAGCAGAUCCAGGCCAUGAUCGCGCCCUUGGAGGAGGAGCUGGCCAGCAUYCGCUGUGAGAUGGAGAGCCAGAACGAGGAGUACAAGAUGCUGCUGGGCAUCAAGACCCGCCUGGAGCAGGAGAUUCAGCAGUACCGGGCACUGCUGCARGAGGGGCAGCAGGACCUUGUAAUCCCAUCAGGAGGAAUGGGAGGAGGCAUGGGAGGUGGUAGAAUUGGAGGUGGUGGUUAUUCUGGAGGAGGAAGAGGAGGAGGUGGCAGCAUGAGUGGUGGAUAUGGAAGCAGUGGCAGUGGAAUGGGAGGAGGAAGUGGAGGAGGAAUGGGAGGAGGAAGUGGAGGAGGAAUGGGAGGAGGAAUGGGAGGAGGUAGUAGUGGAGGAGGAAUGGGAGGAGGAAGUGGAGGAAUGGGAGGGGGAAGCGGCGGUGGAUGCAUUGGAGGAGGAGGAGGAGGAAGAACCUCCGGAGGCAUCAGCAGUUCCCACUCCUACUCUUCAUCCUCCCAGUCCCAGGCCUGCAGGGGCGGCAGUGAAAGCCAAGGAUUUGCAAGAAAGUCUUUUGACUAACAAUAUACAUCAAGGAUCCUCCAGUGCAAGACCUUCAAAAAGAAACUGGCCCAAAUCCGCUGCAUUGCCCACACUCCCAAGGAAAGAUGAUGCUCUGAACAGUUCCUGGGAGUUGCAGAUGCCACCUCUCCCCCUGCCCUGCAUGCUCUGUGCUGCUUCUGCCCACCACGCUCUGCAGCUUCAGCCAUCAUCACUGGAACUGCUGCUUUACAGAUCCAGCCUGUUAGGUAUUCAGGUUGUUCUGAAUCAGGAAAAUGUCUCUAAUAAAAUUUAAUUUCUGUCUGAUGCAA
Molecule: messenger RNA, 2204 nt
Organism: Malurus melanocephalus (red-backed fairy wren)
Lineage: Eukaryota; Metazoa; Chordata; Aves; Passeriformes; Maluridae
Product: keratin, type I cytoskeletal 10-like
Exons: 8
Coding region: 79-1914 (611 amino acids)
Cellular component (GO): keratin filament
Molecular function (GO): structural molecule activity
Source: RefSeq, a predicted model, not a curated record